This is a messenger RNA of Coccinella septempunctata (seven-spotted ladybird), 3278 nucleotides long. Its product is annotated as leucine-rich repeat-containing G-protein coupled receptor 4-like. Gene Ontology annotation, molecular function: protein binding. Bases 244 to 1899 code for a protein of 551 amino acids. Lineage: Eukaryota; Metazoa; Arthropoda; Insecta; Coleoptera; Coccinellidae. The transcript is spliced from 4 exons. The record is from RefSeq and is a predicted model, not a curated record.
AGUCCGGCUACACGAGUAUAGCGCGGAGUCCGAUCAUCAGUCCACAUCGAACAGUCGUGCGAUACGUGUUGAGGUUCGUAGCGUGACGCUCCACUCCUGCGAGAUUGUUUCGGACGAUCAACAUGCCAAGAUCGCUGAUCCUGCUGCUAGAAUAGUGACACGUUCUCUUCGAUGAAGUUUGCCAUUUUCGUUCCGAUCUGUGAUUUGUUUACGUCGUUUUAGUUUUACAAUUUUUUUGCCAUUAUGGAUACCCCCACCGAGAUGGAUUUUGCCCCAAGCCAACUCGAUAUCCCCACCGCGUCAGAAGAAAUCACUGGCAGCUGUUCCCUCAAUAUGAUGAAGGAGGAGAUUCAAGGACGUAGAUCUCGAACUAAGAAGAUGUGGAUCCACAAUUCCCUCAUUCUUCUCGCGAUACUCAUCCUAUCCUGUUCACCAGCAGUGGCAGGAAUAGGCUGCCCAGCUAGUUGCAAAUGCAACGAUGAAAUAUACGUAGUAGAGUGCGAAGGAAGUAAAUUAGACGUUUUACCGAUAGCCCUAAACCCUGCAUUGCAAAGGUUGGAUUUGAGGAACAACAAAAUAAAAUCCGUCGACGAGGCCUUCCAGUUCUACAAAGACCUGGUGUACGUAGAUCUUUCGUUCAACCACUUCGUCAGCAUCCAACCAAACAGCUUCAUCUACCAGGAGAAACUCAAGGAACUCUACCUGAACAGGAACAAAUUGUCUGCGAUCACCAACAAAACAUUCAAUGGAUUAGUUUCUUUGACUGUACUCAACUUAAGAGAAAACUACAUUGAAGAACUCAAUGCCAGCCUGUUUUCUGGGUUGAAGAUGUUGGAAGAGUUGAAUCUAGGCAAGAACAGAAUAUCUAGGAUAGAUAAGAACGCUUUCGAAGGUUUAAUCUCACUGAGAGUACUCUACCUGGAUGAUAAUAUGUUAAGUACAGUACCUACAGAAUCUUUCGGUGUCUUAGGAAGCCUUGCAGAGCUUCACAUAGGAUUAAAUGCUGUGGCCAGUCUUCCAGACGAUGCCUUCAAAGGCCUAUCUACCCUCUCCCUACUAGAUUUAGGUAUGGCAGGCUUGGCAAACAUCAGUGUUAACGCCUUCAGAGGUUUAAACGGCCUGAGAACUCUAAAUUUGGCUGGAAAUAGGCUGCAAACAGUACCAACCAAACAAUUAUCGCAUCUACAACGAUUAGAAGAUCUCAUGAUUGGUCAGAACGAAUUCGUCACCAUCGGUAAAGAUUCCUUCAAAGGCCUCAUCAAUUUGAAAAAAUUAGAUAUAACUAGUGCCAGUAAUUUGGUGACUAUAGAGAAAGACGCCUUCGCUGAAAAUUUGAAUUUGGAGACUAUAGUACUAGCGAGUAACAAGAAAUUAGAACAUAUCGAAGACGGUGCUUUUGUUGGUUUGCCCAACCUGAAACACCUAAUAUUGAGGGGUAACUCCUUCAAAAGUUUCUCCGAAGGCAUGGCCUCUUGGAGUGAACUGAGAACGUUAGAAGUGACCGAUCAUCACAUAAAAUGCGACUGUAGUUUAUUGUGGUUGGGCAAUUUGAUGGCUUUGAAGAACAUCAGUAAUGUCCAGUGUUCAUCGCCACCCCAUCUUCGAGAACGCUAUCUGAAAACACUGAGCAGCGUAGACUUGGAUUGUUCUUUCGUAGAUCCAAGACAAACAGCCAUCCUGAUAUCCCUAAUGACCGGUUCAGUGAUAUUGAUGGGGGGCUUAGGGUUGUUUCUUUUUCGUUACCGGCAAAGGGUUAGGGAAGCUCUCAAGGAUUAUAAGUGGAACAAGAGGGCCAUCAGCAGGAAGGAGCACGAGUACCAAAAGACCUUUUCUGAUGAUGAUUAUAUUAUCAGAGCUCAGCACCAUAAUGUUAAGCCUAUACCGGUGACAGAAUUGUAGCUAGAACUAAGCGCGCCACCUUCUGGAGUUUUUUGUGUCGAUAACAGUGCGGAGGGUAGGCGUGCGGGUGUGAUGAGAGAACAGAGAGGGCCAGGGGGUACACUUCCCGCUAGUGGAUUCACCUAUAUGGCUGGAGAUAGCUGCAGGGCACACUCGAUGAGGUCCCUCGACAAGAAUGCUGCAAGGAACGGUUUUCCCCUAUGUCACAGAGAAGUAGUUUACCAGCACUAGCACAGGGGAAAGGGGCAAGCUUCCACAGCUGACCCCUCGAGCAUGAAAGAAGCUGAAUUCUGACCAAACAAAAAGUUUUUUCGACGUCAACUGAAUGCUAUAAAAGUCAGAUCAGCCCCUUACACCGAACACUGCUAUUUCCUGGUGAGAAACCCUUGAUAAGGACUGAAGAUAUGCACCAGCAAUAAUGAAUCCAUUCCAGACAAAUGUGAUUUUUGUACGAAAUUUAAGAGACUGUAUAUAGAACUCCCAGAAGUUAUUACUUAUAUUUUUCUCAAUGACCUUCUAGUGACACUGUUCGAAAACAUAGCUCACAUUCAUUUCUCAUCACCAGAAACUUUAAUCGUUUACGUUUUUUAGAGUUUGACUUUUCGUUACUGAAUUAAAUUCAAAUAUUUCUAAGAAAACAUGUUUUAAUUGAAUCGUUCAGCCUAUGUUGCAUUUUAAUAGGGAGAACUUCAUAUGAGAGAAUCUGCUUCAUUAUUUCUGGAAUGAAGGGGGUAAAAAUCUCUUUUUUGAUGAAUGUGGUCUUAUUGUUUUCAAUAUAUCGGGUUAUUAGGAGAGCAGAAGACAUUUAACCAAUUGGAAAAAGUGUAUGGAUUAAAAUAUUCAACGAUGAUAAUGCAAUAAUUGUAUGCGCCAUCGUUUACACCAAUUGUGCGAGAAAAAAGAUUUUGUAUUUUCGAAUUUAGUUGAAAAUAUUCAAAUCGUUUUGUAAAUAAUAUGUAACUAUGCAAUAUUUCUAUAAAAAACUGUAAAUAUUUCACUGUCUAAAAGAAUGUAAAAAUUAUAAUUUAUUUUCGAAAACUUGAAUACAAUGAAAUUCAUUAGAAAUAUUGCAUUCCAGAAUAUUUUGUUUUUUGUGGUUGUGAUCCAUCAUAUUAUACCAGAUAUUAUUAUACGCAGAUGUGAGAGACUGUAUUAUUCAUCAAAUUAUCUAGUGCAGCUGUAAAAAGCACAUUUUUUAAGCUAGUCAUAAAAUGGAGCAAGAAUGAGCAUUUUGUAUUGAAUCUUUGUUUUCUAAUGAAUACAUCGUGUAAUUUUACUAUUUAUAUUUUGUAAAUAUCGAAGAUAUAUAUGAGUGAAGCGUUUUGUACAUAUAAAUUUAAUCUUAAUUAUCAUAUUUACAAUAAACCACUUCCAGUCUC